Messenger RNA from Helicoverpa armigera (cotton bollworm), 1942 nucleotides. It is a transcript of the gene Ppat-Dpck, whose product is annotated as bifunctional coenzyme A synthase. Gene Ontology annotation, biological process: coenzyme A biosynthetic process. The coding region runs from base 156 to 1763 and encodes 535 amino acids. NCBI's taxonomy places the organism in Eukaryota, Metazoa, Arthropoda, Insecta, Lepidoptera, Noctuidae. The transcript is spliced from 10 exons. The record is from RefSeq and is a predicted model, not a curated record. Gene Ontology annotation, molecular function: dephospho-CoA kinase activity; ATP binding.
AAUUUGCUUUGCUAAUUUGCAGUUAUUUACACCAUAGUGUAGUGCAAUAAAUAGUUAGAUUUUUGUGAAUUAAUUAAUACUUAUCAGUAGGUACGAUGUAAACUCAAAAGAUAUAUUAUAUCAACCUUUGGACUUUAGUUUGUCGGCAUAAAAUAAUGUUUAACAUAGGUUACGGUGCGCCUCUUCUGUUUCUCUUGCUUUCAGUCAUUGUGUCGUAUUAUUUUAUGAUGAGUCCAUCAGCAGAUGAAAUGGCAAACAAUGGUCUAUUAUUCAUUUCAAAAGCUACCAAAGCUCAUUUGGUCUGUGAAAGGGCUUCAAAAUUUGUGAAAAGAGUUUUGUAUGUGAAAAUUAAAGACAACUCCGAGAAUACACUGCCAGUGCUCAGCAAACAGAUUGAAAAUGUUUAUUCUAAGGCAUCUGCACAAUAUGGACAUUUGGACAUAAGACUGAUGUUGAAGCCGAGUGGUACAAUCAAGGAUAUAAAAACAAAUUACCCAAUAGACAUGAUAUUGUAUGACAGUGAGUUAGACAGGGAUAUUGAUCAGCUCAAGAGUUAUAUAGCUACUGUGAACACUGGCUGCAAAUUACAAAGUGUUGACUGCCAAGACUUAAGCCCCGAUAAUAUGCUAGAGAAGAUACAGACUUAUGAGAAUGUAGCUCUAGGUGGUACAUUUGAUCGCUUGCACAACGGACACAAGAUCUUGCUGUCCCAAGCAGCGUUGCGGGCCACCAAGCUUGUCACGGUGGGAGUCACUGAUGUUAAUAUGAUUCAGUCCAAAACUUUGCAUGAGCUAAUACAGCCAGUGGAAGUAAGAAUACGAGAGGUACUAAACUUCCUAAAUGAUAUCAACCCAGAUUUGGAGUACAAUGUAUUUCCCUUGAAAGAUCUAUAUGGACCAACUAAGGAUGAUCCUAAGUACCAGUUGAUAGUUGUGAGUGAAGAAACAUUAAGAGGGGCGACUAAAAUCAACGAAAAGCGAGUGGAGAAUGGCCUACAGCCUAUGGACGUGCACGUCAUAGGUCUGGCACAAGAUGUUCACGCUCAGUCGUCCCAGGAGGAAGAGAACAAGAUCAGCUCUAGCAACCAGAGGAUAAGGCUACUUGGCACAUUUUUGCGGCAACCUGAACAUAACCCUAACAUCCCUGAUUGGCCAUAUGUCAUUGGAUUGGCGGGAGGUAUUGGCAGCGGAAAGAGUAGUGUUGCAGAAAAGUUAAAGGCGAAAGGUGCGGCGUUUAUAAACUGCGACUUAAUCGCUCACGAGCUGUACAAGCCGGGUCUGCCGCUCAACCGCACUAUCUCCGAGAACUUUGGACAAGAAGUUAUUACUGACGCCGGCGAAGUCGACAGAAAGAAGUUGGGACAAAUCGUCUUUAGCGACAAAGAGCAACUAAACAAGUUGAACCAGUUAGUAUGGCCGGCGGUGAUAGAGGAGGCUCAGCGUCGUGUCCGCGCGCUAGGCGAGCUCGGCCAUCGCGUCGUGGUGAUGGAGGCCGCGGUCAUGGUCAGAGCCGAGUGGUACAAGUACUGCCAUCAGCUGUGGGCCGUUAUAGUGCCGAGGGAUGAGGCAAUAAAAAGGAUUCAAGCCCGCGACAACCUUUCAGCCGAAGACGCCGCCAAAAGGGUAGACUCACAAGUAACAAACGAAGAUCAAGUAGCUCACGCGAAUGUCGUGUUCAGUCCACAAUGGAGCUACCAACACACGCAAGGACAAGUCGACCGCGCUUGGAAGCUUCUAGAACAACUCCUCGCCAGUAGGAAGUAGAACAUUCGAGACUGAGGCUUGUACUCGUAUGUAUAUUAUGAACUAAACGUAACUUUGCUUAUAAUGUACAUUGUUGAUUUAAGGUAUAAAUACACCAAAGUGUUAUGCUGUUCUGUUGAAUUUGAAAAGUAAGAUCCAACACUAAUAUGGUCCUACAUAAUGAUAUAAAUAAAACAAUA